AGCAGCGCCAUGUGACACUUGGAAGUUUUGGUUUUUGUUGUAAAACUCCUGGAAAAUUUCACUUUUGCAUGAUUUUCAGCAAAUUGUGAUGUGCAUUUUGAUGUGAAAAUCGUGAAAAUUGAUCAAUUAGAUCCCAAUGGGUAACAUGAACAAUGUUUUGUGUAUUUGGUGCCAGUGGUUAGAGUACCAUUUUAGUGAGAAGUGUGUUGAUGCUCUGUUGGUGUAAAUAGAGCGAGUCAUGGAUGAUCAAGAGCCGGAUUCCACCAAAAAGCUGCCAGAGGGUAGGGAUUGUGGGCUAAUAGUGAAUCCGGGGAAUGAUCAUCUCAAAUUUGACACGGAUAAAUUGUCUGCGAAUGAUAUUGAUGUUAUAAUUUUGGGUAAUUCGUGCAAAGAGGACAUUGAGGAAAAUUCAAUGGUGAACAAAGACAUUGAAUACCGUCUGGGAUGUCAGGGUAGUCCAGCACCCACAUCCACCUAUCAGACAUUUCAGCACAAUUUUGAGUACGAAAUACCCCAUAGCAUUGGUGGGGCAUCGACGACGGUAAAGGGUUUGGGUGAGGUGGAUGGGAAGCCACCAGCUCUGCCCAAGCUCACGAUAAAACGAACAGCCCCAUUGGUGGAGUCUCAGUUGACAUCCUUCUUCAGUAGUUCUCCUGCCUCCAAUUCUGGCAUGCACGAUGUGAGCGAAAGUGUGCCCAAGGAGCAGGAAGAUGGGGCUAGUGACCCACUGGCGGUGCCUAAGUUGAAACUAAAAAUCACAAAAGACACCCAAGUGGCCACAGAGUAUCAACCAAUACCCAAAUUGACCAUCAAGACCAACUACUUAGAGCAGGGUAGCAGUACUACGGUGAUCCGGGAAGAUAUACCAGAAUCCCUGCCCAAGCUCAAGCUUAAAACGACUUAUAAGGCCGAAGAGAUGACGCCGCUGGAGAUUGUGACGCCAGCCCAGAAGAUUGUGGUGGACAGUACGGAGGAGAAUUGCCAGAAAUCUCCUAGAAUAAUCCUCAAGAUCAAUAAGAAUCAGAGUUAUUGUGUUUCCUCAACUAAUUGCACAGAUACCGCCAUGCCCAAGGUACAAGAGGCUUCCACAACCACCUUCUCCACAGCUUCCUCUGCUGUCGCCAGCCCAAAUCCCUCCUCCUCACCCAAGGCAUCUCCGGACCCACCCAGUAGCCCAAAUGACACAGAUGUACAAAUAAUUUGUGUGGAGGACGAUCAUGCUAAUGGUGAUGAUGCAAAUGCCAAAAAUGCCGAAGAUUUCUCCUCUGCGGACAAUCAAGUUAAUUCCACAGAAAUUGAUAUGGACUGCGUGAUGGUGGAUGAGCCACAGGAGACUAAUGGCAAUGGGAGGAUCAUAAAGGCUGACCUACCACUUAGCAGUACCAAUGAGAUGAGCGAUGAUGUGUCCUUUUCCAAUUCCAUCAAUGACAAUUGUAUCAUAAUACCGGACGAGAGCAAUUCCGAUUGUAUGGUCGUGAGCAAAACUAGCAAUUCCAUGGAGGAGGAUGAUCCGCUGCAAUUGCAGAAUUUCAAGGAGUGCUUUCCCACCUUCGACAGCAGUCUGCCUGAGACAUCGACGGAGAAUUCGGUGGCUGAGGUGUUGGCGGUGCCAGAGGUGCCCGUCAAACGACGUCGUGGCCGUCCCAGGAAACAUCCAAUUCCAGACACAGAAGUUGUAGCAGAUUCCACGGUGUCCACGACAAAUCACCAGCGGAGUCCCAGUCCGACGCGAAAGGUGCGGAAGAAAAGGAUGAAAAGGACACCGGUUGCACCGGCUAAAGUACAAACAUCGAAAGCUACACCUCCAGCUAGGCAGAAAUUUAACAAGAACAAAUACUUUAGACAAAAAAUGCUCCAAGAGACGCUAAAUAAUUCAAUACAACUCUUUGAGGAGGAUACAAGGAUGAGUGGAGAAAUUCCUACAACAUCCACAAAAAAACAAACAGGAACACCGAAAAUCGUCCAGCCCAAUUCACAGAAGACUAUGGACUCAUCGAGUUUGGGUGAGGACAGUAGCAGCAAGACCAUCACGAAGAAAUCUCGUGGGAGGAUGGAAGUGAAUGAGGAAGGAGGGAUGGAAUUUACAGUGGAUAUGCUGGCAGAAUAUGACUGGCCACCGCCAGUUGGCUGCUGUCCCAAUAAAAAUCGGGACACUUAUAUGCUUCAGGAACAAAUAGCUGAACAUCUCGGUGUUAAGAGCUUCAAGCGCAAAUAUCCCUAUUUGUACAGGCGCCCAGUGGAAAUGGAAGAGCGAAAUUAUUUGAUUGAGAAGAAAUUGGUGUCGGAAAAGAUGUCCAAUAUGGGUUUAACAGCAGUUUAUGCUGUUGAUAUUUUGGAUAUUAUGUACCAGGAUUUCAAUGACAAAUACGAAGAAUACAAGAAGUACCAUCGUGAGAAGCAGCAACAGGCGAGGGAUGUGAGCAAACAGCCGAAAGUCAAGACAGAAGUGGAUAAAGCGACAGUGCAUGAGAAAGCGCUAAAAUCUACAGCGUCUUGGAAUACAAAACUCAAUAAAACACGAAAUGAAAAUCGUAUGGGAUGUAUCGAUCUGCAGAAUUAUAUCAUAAAUAUUCCGAGGCGUAAGAAACCUCCAGCACCUGUCUACUCAGAUCCCGCGGCAUCAGCUUAUCCCGUGGAACUAAUACCAGGACAGUAUUCGACACAGUGGGAAUCCUAUUCACCAGCGAGUCUCAUUUACUAUCCGCUUAAGACAGCAAGGCCAUUGGAUGGAGAAAAUCCACUCGAGAGUUUAUGGAAUCACAAGAAGGAGACAGUGGUGAGCUCAUCUGAGAGUUCAUCUGACUCAGGAUCUGACACCAGUUCAAUGGCAUCGAGUGAAUCAUUCUCUGAUUCUGAAGAGGAAAAUGCAAAGGAUGAAUUUUGUUCGAUGUGUACAAAAGAGAAUCCACCUGAGAAGAAAAAUGCGAGUAGCAGAGAAGAUCCAAAUUCUAAUCCGUGCACAUCGUGCAAGAGAAAAGGUGACUAAGAGUAAGAGAGAGAGAGAGAGAAUAUCCUUCUGUGGUGUUAUCCAAAGGAGACUUUAAAGAAGGGAGGAAAAAUUAAGGGAGAUCACAGGGACGAGAGAUGGACAUUGGGGAAAAAAAAGGAAGAUAUUUUUCUGCGAUUCAACGAGUCUCGUCUACAUCAAUCAUAAUCCAUCUUUCACCACAGGCGCCUCAUUAGAUCAAAAGUGGACAAUUUAUUUAUGUUAGUGACGUGAAAGAUUUUCAUUUUUAUUUUUUUUUCUGUCUUACAUUAAUUGAAGAAACCGCUGAUUUGUAAUCAGUGACAAAUAAUUUGUUUUUUUUGUCUCUUUUUCUUUAUAUGAAAAGGGAGAGAGAAUGAUUAGAGAAAAAAGUGUAACAUUGAGGAAAAAAAUGUGGAAAGGAAUUAAUACACUGAAUCAUUUCUUUUGUACUGAUAAA
Phlebotomus papatasi is the source of this 3425-nucleotide messenger RNA. RefSeq lists its product as uncharacterized. The transcript has 6 exons. The record is from RefSeq and is a predicted model, not a curated record. NCBI's taxonomy places the organism in Eukaryota, Metazoa, Arthropoda, Insecta, Diptera, Psychodidae. The coding region runs from base 239 to 2986 and encodes 915 amino acids.